Coniophora puteana RWD-64-598 SS2 is the source of this 579-nucleotide messenger RNA. RefSeq lists its product as uncharacterized. Gene Ontology annotation, biological process: protein phosphorylation. The record is from RefSeq and is a predicted model, not a curated record. NCBI's taxonomy places the organism in Eukaryota, Fungi, Basidiomycota, Agaricomycetes, Boletales, Coniophoraceae. Bases 1 to 579 code for a protein of 192 amino acids. The transcript has 5 exons. Gene Ontology annotation, molecular function: protein kinase activity; ATP binding.
AUGGAUACACCUUUCGACGAAUGGAGCACACACAACGUUCCCAUCUCAUCGAGUUCGGUCUUGCCCUUGGCUUCAAGUCCACCAGCAGCCUGUGACUCAGACAGUAAUAGUGCUGAUCUCAAUGGACGCAUUAGAAAAGAGCCACUUAAGCGAGGGAGGCACGGCGAGACGUGGAAGGGGAGCAUGACAAGGGAGUCUGGUCCUAGGCAACAGGUGGCAAUUAAGGUUAUCAAACUGAAACCCGUACGGGGUGAAGAGUCCAUGCCGCUGAUCCAGCUAGACUCUGUCGCAGACGUGAAAGUUCCACUCCAGGAGUUUCUCGAGUACGCUCGCGAGCGAAAGCUUAUCAGACACAAGAGUAUCGAACCCUUCCUUGGAGUAUGCGCAGACCUCCAGUUCGGUUCCGCAGCACCUUCCUCGAUAUCGCCGUGGCACGAACUCGGGGAUCAUCGAGCCCGCAAGGCAGAACAGCUCGCAGAAGCCUUGCACUUCCUGCACUCCCGCGACAUCGUACACGGCAACCUCGUGCCCUCUAACACCCUCAUCGGCCCCUUCUACCGCGUCUGCAUCACCGAUUAG